Messenger RNA from Doryrhamphus excisus (bluestripe pipefish), 3451 nucleotides. Lineage: Eukaryota; Metazoa; Chordata; Actinopteri; Syngnathiformes; Syngnathidae. The record is from RefSeq and is a predicted model, not a curated record.
GAAGUAAACAUUGCUGCAGUGUGAACGAUACCAUUGAUUUAAUUUCCGAGACGAUACUGGGUUAAAAAUGUAUCGGCCCGAUUCUCUGCACAUUCGCUGACGUGUUUGGUACAUUUUUAAAAAGUUGUGUAAUCAUAGCAUACGUAAUACAUGACGUUAUAGUCAUUUAUUGGUGUAUUCUAAACCCUUAAGUGAUUUAAAAUGUAACAAAGCUAAGAAAAAGGACACAAUCAUUUAGCUAACGUAUCAAAAGUAUCACUAAUUUGAUUUCGGAAUCGAUUUUAGAGCAUGAAUGAGUUGGUAUCAAGUAUCGGUAUUUUAGUAUCGAUCUAUUCAUUACUAACGUGCUCUCCUGAACCGUUUGUAGCAAGGAGACAAUAUUAGCUCAACAAAAUGAUUCCGUGUAGGAGAUGAAGAGGAAAUACGGUAAACAUUUUGGGGACAACUUGGUGCCAAGCUGCGUGUGUUUGGCAGGAGUGGUGAGCCAUGACGAAAGUUGCUUCGCUAACCAAAUUCGCCCACAUCGCCCUCGGGAUGAAACUCUCCCUCUCAGCUGCUGAGUCACCGGCAAAGUUGGCGACCCCAGCCGACCCCCGGCUUCAUUCCACACAUUCCAUGCCGCGUUGAUGCGCACCUGCGACGGCGACUCACAGCAGUGGUGAUGGUUGUGCACGGCCGUCGCCAAGCUGUCUCGCUCCUCGCUGACGGACCCAAGAGGCAGACCGGUGGAGGGGAGCGGCAGAAAGGAGAAGGGUGGGGGUGAUGGAGGCAAGCGGAGAGGCUUUGGGUCCCGACUGAAGCCUCCUGAUGCAUGGAGGAGUCGCAGCCUGAUCCCCCUGCCCCCCAGAGGGCCUGGAGAGGCUGCUGAACCACGCGCAAGCAAAGAAGAGGAGGCGGAGGAAGGAGGAAAGCCACAACGCGGGUCCGCCCCCCUCAUCCUCAGCGCCGUGAUGACGUCUUGGGGGCACGUGAGCGAGGCUCUCCAGUGACAGCACAUGGAGGGCAGGAAAGAGUUUUAAAGCUGCUCGCUUGUCGGGUUUGCAUGAGGGCUCCGCUCGCCUCCAAAACAACCACAGAACCACAGACGCGCGGCUCAGGAGGUUGGCGUUUGAGGGCGACCCGGAGCGUAAAUGGUUAAUCGGCGCAGGCCAGCACCAGUCACAAGGACGGCGCUAAGCGAGACGUGUCAAGGGUCACGGAAACCGCCGAGAAACAAAAGCGCAUCUCGCUGCAGCCAGACGUGAGCAUGGCGUCAAACAGCCUCUUCAGCACCGUGACACCAUGCCAGCAGAACUUCUUCUGGGAUCCCAGCGCCAGCCGGAGGUUCAGCCCGCCGUCCAACAGCCUCCAGCCGGUCCCGGGCAAGAUGACCGACGUGAGCUCGCCGGGAGCCGGGCAGCCCGACGCGGCGGCGGUGGCGGUGCCCAGACUGCGCGCCCACGAGAACCGCAGCAUGGCGGAGAUCAUUGCGGACCACCCGGCCGAGCUGGUGCGCACCGACAGCCCCAACUUUCUGUGCUCGGUGCUGCCGUCGCACUGGCGAUGCAACAAGACGCUGCCGGUGGCUUUUAAGGUGGUGGCCCUGGGAGAUAUCCCCGACGGCACGGUGGUCACCGUCAUGGCGGGAAAUGACGAGAACUACUCGGCAGAGCUACGGAACGCCUCGGGCGUAAUGAAAAACCAGGUGGCUCGCUUCAACGACCUGCGCUUCGUGGGCCGCAGCGGCAGAGGCAAGAGCUUCACUUUGACAAUCACAGUAUUCACCAACCCGCCACAAGUCGCCACUUACCACAGAGCCAUAAAGGUCACUGUGGACGGACCGCGGGAGCCCCGGAGGCAUCGCCAGAAGCUGGAGGACCCGCCAAAGUCGGGCCUCUUCUCAGACCGCCUGAGUGAACUGGAGAGGAUGAGGGUGAGGGUGACAGUGCCCGCCCAGGCCCCGCGGCCCGCACUCAACACGGCGGCCAACACCUUCAACCCGCAGGGACAGACACAGAUAACCGACCCGCGUCAGUCCCAGUCCUCUCCUCCUUGGUCUUAUGAACAGACGUACCCGUCCUACCUGAGUCCUAUGGCGUCCCCCUCAGUCCACUCCACCACCCCCCUCUCCUCCAGCCGAGGCACGGGCCUGCCCGCCAUCAGCGACGUGCCUAGACGCUUGCCAGGAUCGUCGGACCUGAGCCCCUUCCCGGGUCAGUUUGAGCGUCAGUUCCCGGGCCUGUCGUCCCUCACGGAGAGCCGCUUCAGUAGCCCCCGCAUGCACUACCCGGCCACCUUCACCUACACGCCCCCCGUCACCUCGGCCAUGUCGCUGGGCGGCACCCACUACCACACGUACCUGCCCCCGCCGUACCCGGGCUCCACCCAGAGCCAAAGCGGACCCUUCCAGACCAGCAGCACCCCCUACCUGUACUACGGCGCCUCAUCCGGGUCCUACCAGAUCUCCAUGGUCCCCGGCGGGGACCGUUCGCCGUCCCGCAUGGUGCCGCCGUGCACCAGCGCCUCCACGGGCACCUCGCUGGUCAACCCUAACCUGCCGGGCCAGACGGAGGGCGGGGUGGACGGGGACGGGAGUCACAGUAACUCCCCCACCAUCCUCAACACGGGGGGGCGGGGCAUGGACGAGGCGGUGUGGCGGCCCUACUGAAGCAGCACGAGACUGAAAGGUUUUUUUUUUUUUUUAUGUUUUAUUAACAAGCUCGUCAGUGACGAAGUCUGGACUUGUGCGAACUCGUCUUCCUGGAAUGUUGGGAAUCGGAGCGGCAAGCAGCAGCUAAUUCCCACGCCGACGCCGCAGCAAGGGAAGCCUUUUCUUUCGUAUCCUGUCGCUUUCUGCAUCGGCCAUCUUUGUUUUUUUGUCGGGGACAGAUGCACUGACAGGACGGUUAUUUAAAAGGUGUACGUUGCUUCCUGUUAACUUAUGAAGCCAUAACUUAUCUAUUCUAUUUUUUGAAAACAUUGCUGCGUCUUUGCGACUAAGUUAAAAACGUGACAUAAUUUAAGACUUUCCUUCCUGCCGCCCAAAGAUACGAGCGUCCGCCCGGAAGCCAACCUCACAUAUUUAUUCAGCAAUAAGUCCUCUCAGUUAAACGUGCACAUGCUGGACGCUACGUCCACCGGCGGGUCACGCAAGCGGCAAAGUUGCCAUGACUUUGGACCCCCCCUUCCCCCAACAUUCCCGACCCCCUCGGAUCUUCUGGAUUCGCUUCCGUAAAAGAGACGACUUUGUGAAAGUUUGUCCGAGUGUUUGACGCUCGCCUCUUCUUGUCCUUUUUCAUCUUCGUAGUUAAGAUUUAUCGAAGCACUUAUUGGUCAUCCUCCAUGAAAGACAUCACAUGACCUCAUCCUCUCGCCUGAUUGGCUCAUAACUGGCAACACAACCUUAUUCAACCUAUUCUUAUUCAAAAUGAAUUUAGUAGCAUUUUGUACAAAAAUGAGUGCAAUUUCUUUU